GAUUGAUCAUUUCGGUUCAGUUGCGCAGAUACAGAGAGUACUCCAGUGCCUCUCUCUCUCUCUCUCUCUCUCUCUCUCUCUCUCUCUCUCUCCAAUUCGACCACCUGGAGAGAAAAACUUUAGUAGCAGGAAAGGAUGCUUCUGUUGCACAGCUCGCGCCCAUGGAUUUCGCCUCGAAUUCCGAGUGCGAACCAAAUUUCUCGUCCUCCUCAGAGAAAAACGAUCCCUUGCCCAUGUUGGCGGAUGAAGUAUUCAGAAUUACGUGUGAGUAACCUACUGUUAAACAGUGAAGGAAAAUGGGACGCCAGUUUUCAGAGGACCUGUAAUGAGUUAAAUUCCUCUAGAAGCUUCAAUGUGUCAGACACCUUUCACUCUAAUCACUUCAGAGAGGACCCAAAAAAGAGUAUGCAGGUACAGGGUCCCUACACUAUGCUCCUGAUUGCAUCUGUCUCAUCUUAUUUCCUCCUCAAGAUGGUGCAAGUUAACUUCAUCAAAACAUUGAUAAAUGGGGCCUGGGAUAGGCUUUUCUCGUUUGCGGGUACAAGUUUGCCAUUUGCUUGUGUGUCUAGUUCCUUGAAUAAACCUACGCCUCUUGGUUUGGAUUUGUCUAUGCCCUCGUUGCAAGAUAUUAAGUGGGGCUUUGCAAGGUUACUUUACCUAUUCAACAUCCAACUUGAGAGGAAUGUUGCCACGUUCUUUGUUGUGCUCCUUGUAGCAUGCUUCUCAUUUGUUAUGAUUGGCGGUUUUCUCUUCUACAAGUUCAGGAGUAGUGAGCAACCUCUGGAGGACUGCUUCUGGGAUGCUUGGGCAUGCUUGUGUUCAUCGUCCUCUCAUUUGAAACAACACACUCGAGUGGAACGCGUCCUUGGUUUUGUUCUUGCUAUAUGGGGAAUACUAUUCUACACCCGUCUUUUGAGCACAAUGACAGAACAGUUUAGGAAUAAUAUGGAAAAACUAAGAGAAGGAGCCCAAAUGCAAGUUCUGGAGGCUGAUCAUAUCAUUAUUUGUGGAGUUAACAGUCAUCUGAACUUCAUACUAAAGCAGUUAAAUAAGUAUCACGAGUUUGCCAUUCGCUUAGGUACUGCUACAGCUAGGAAGCAGAGAAUUCUUCUUUUGUCUGAUCUUCCAAGGAAGCAAAUAGACAAGAUAGCUGACAGCCUUGGCAAAGAUCUUAAUCAUAUCGACAUCCUUACAAAAAGUUGCAGUCUGAGCUUAACAAAAUCAUUUCAAAGGGCUGCGGCUGAUAAGGCACGAUCCAUAAUUAUAUUGCCAACCAAGGGAGAUCGAUAUGAAGUUGACACCGAUGCAUUUCUCUCGGUACUUGCUCUUCAACCUCUUCAAAAAAUGGCUUUGGUACCCACCAUUGUUGAGGUUUCAAACUCCCGGACGUGUGAGCUCCUAAAGUCAAUCUCAGGAUUGAAAGUAGAGCCUGUGGAAAAUGUUGCUUCCAAAUUAUUUGUCCAAUGCUCUCGGCAAAAUGGCCUUAUAAAGAUUUACAGGCACUUGCUUAAUUAUCGAAAGAAUGUAUUCAACCUCUAUAGCUUUCCUAGUCUUGUGGGGUUAACAUAUAGGCAAGUAAGACGUGGAUUCAAAGAGACAGUUGUUUGUGGUCUUUAUCGAGGAGGGAAGAUAUACUUCCACCCCAAUGAUGACGAAGUUCUACAGCAAACUGACAAAGUGUUGUUCAUUGGGCCUGUUCAUAAGAAGAAACCUCAGCUUGCAUAUCAAGAUGUUGUCCAAGAAGACAAUAAGAUUGCAAAUGAUGUUGGAGUUCAAGACAGGAACAGUGAAUCUCCUAAUCACUUUUUAGAGACGACGAAGAGGCGUCUGGAAAAUACAGUGAAGCGUCCCACCAAAUCAGGUUCAAAGGCUUCAGAGUGGAGUCUAGGACCAAAAGAAUGCACUAUGCUUGGGUGGCGCCAUGAUGUUGUUGAGAUGAUGCAAGAAUAUGAUAAUUAUCUUGGACCUGGCAGUGUAUUGGAAAUAUUGUCAGAUGUGCCAAUGGAUGAUAGGAAAAGGGCAAACAACAUAGCUGGUCUAGGCAAGCUUAAAAAUGUCCGGGUUUCUCAUAGGAUUGGCAACCCCUUGGACUAUGAUGUCGUAACAGAAACCAUAACUGAUAUCCAAAAACAUUUGAACAAAGGCGAAGAUAAUACCAUGUCAAUUGCUGUAAUAUCUGACAGAGAUUGGCUACUUGGAGAUCCAUCUAGGGCCGACAAGCAUUCAGCGUAUUCCCUUCUUCUUGCUGAAAAUAUUUGCAACAAACUCGGAGUAAAGGUUCAAAAUCUAGUUGCAGAAAUUGUCGACUCCAAAUUGGGCAAACAAAUUACAAGAAUAAAGCCGGCCCUCACUUAUAUUGCCGCAGAGGAAAUAAUGAGCCUUGUGACAGCGCAAGUGGCAGAGAACAGUGAACUGAAUUGUGUUUGGAAAGACAUUCUGGAUGCCGAGGGUGAUGAAAUUUAUGUGAAGGAUAUUGGCCUCUACAUGAAGGAAGGAGAGAAUCCUUCUUUUGCUGAGUUAUCUGAAAGGGCAUAUUUACGUCGGGAAGUUGCCAUUGGCUACAUGAAGGACAAUAAGAAGGUUAUAAACCCAGUACCCAAGUCAGAGCCUCUCUGCCUCGGACCAACUGACUCGUUGAUUGUAAUAUCCGAGCUUGAAGGAGAACAACCCAUUGUUGUGUAAAUAGUCUACCAUUAAGUUUUCAUGCAUAAUUGCUCCUGCUUCAGUUAAUUUUUCAGUGUAAGUUUCAUUUAUUCUGGCUGAACUGUAAAAUCGAUGAUCUGAACACUUGUUCAUAUAACUUUUGCUUAGCUAGAAGCUGCACCUUGUCCGAA
Molecule: messenger RNA, 2834 nt
Organism: Rhododendron vialii
Lineage: Eukaryota; Viridiplantae; Streptophyta; Magnoliopsida; Ericales; Ericaceae
Product: putative ion channel POLLUX-like 2
Biological process (GO): potassium ion transport
Source: RefSeq, a predicted model, not a curated record